This is a messenger RNA of Myiozetetes cayanensis, 322 nucleotides long. RefSeq names its product protein S100-A4-like. NCBI's taxonomy places the organism in Eukaryota, Metazoa, Chordata, Aves, Passeriformes, Tyrannidae. Gene Ontology annotation, cellular component: cytoplasm. The record is from RefSeq and is a predicted model, not a curated record. The transcript is spliced from 3 exons. Bases 13 to 318 code for a protein of 101 amino acids. Gene Ontology annotation, molecular function: transition metal ion binding; calcium ion binding.
UGUAGGCUGGCCAUGGCGUGUCCCCUGGAGCAGGCGCUGGCUGUGAUGGUCACCACCUUCCACAAGUACUCGGGGAAGGAGGGGGACAAGUACAAGCUCAGCAAGGCCGAGCUCAGGGAGCUGCUGAACAAGGAGCUGCCCGUCUUUGGGAGCAAACAGAUGGACGAGGCGGAGUUCAAGCGGCUCGUGAACGACCUGGACCACAACAAGGACAGCGAGGUGGAUUUCAAGGAGUACGUUUGUUUCCUGGCCUGCAUCACCAUGGGCUUCAACGACUUCUUCAAGGACGACCCCAGCAAGCAGCACCGCAGGAAGUGACCCC